UUCUUCAGGGCACCAUGUGCUUUGGAUGUUAACAGUCUGGUUGGGAAGAUGUCACGGUCUGCUCCAAGACAGCAAUCACCAGCUAUGACCUGUUGGGCUUCGAGGUUGCUUCCUAGGAAUGUCCGUUCCUUGGGCACAUCACCAAAGAGCCAGAGAGUUGCGGAUUGUCAUCGACACCAUGAGGCCUAUGGGUACUUCUUACCCAUCCAGACGAGAUGGCAGGACAAUGACCAGUAUGGCCACGUGAACAAUGCCGUGUACUACAGCUACUUCGACACUAUUAUCAACCACUACCUGAUCAGAUACUGCGGCCUGAGAACCGGCUUGCUGACGUCCCCCAUGGUGGGGUUCAUGGUGACAAAUCAGUGUACCUUCCACACACCCAUCAGCUUUCCUCAGGUCCCAGUGGCUGCUUUGGCCGUGGAGAAAGUGGGUCACUCCAGCGUACAUUACCGCCUGGCUCUGUUCCCACCUAAUGCCACCAAGGAGCGGCCUUCUGUAAAUCACUGGGAUCUCAGUGAUGGCUUUUUCUUUGGCCACCCCAAGCUGGCCCAUUUUGACUCUUCAGCCUGUACCACCGGGUCUUCAGUCCAUGUCUUUGUGAAUCCAGCCACCGGCAAGCCAACGGGCCUUCCAGAAGACUUCAGGAAGGGCCUUCGGAGGCUAAUGAGCCCAGCUUCCGUGUAAGUCAUCUGUAUGUGGCCUUUCACCUGUCA
Messenger RNA from Neomonachus schauinslandi (Hawaiian monk seal), 716 nucleotides. RefSeq lists its product as uncharacterized. Gene Ontology annotation, molecular function: fatty acyl-CoA hydrolase activity. Lineage: Eukaryota; Metazoa; Chordata; Mammalia; Carnivora; Phocidae. Gene Ontology annotation, cellular component: mitochondrion. The transcript has 3 exons. The coding region runs from base 49 to 687 and encodes 212 amino acids. The record is from RefSeq and is a predicted model, not a curated record.